AUGGAAGUCAACCGAGAAUAUUUUCGCGCCAUAAUUUAUUACAACUUUCAGAGACAAUUAUCGCAACAAGAAUGCCUUGCUGAGCUACUGUCUGUUUUCGGCAACGAAGCGCCACAUCAUCUUAGCGCUGAUCCCAGGGUGGGUGCACCAAAAACGGCAGUCACCCAGGAAAACGUCGAUGCUGUGCGCAAACUCAUUAUUGACGAUAGACAUGUGACAUAUCGCGAGAUUGAGACGUCCUUGAAGAUCUCAAAGACCUUAAUUCAAAAAAUUUUACAUGAAGAAUUAGGAGUAAGAAAAUUAAAAGCAGCCAGGGUUAAUUGCAUUGUUAGUGGUGAUGAAUCGUGGAUUUACUGUUAUGAACCAGAAAAUAAACGACAGUUGGCUGUUUGGGUGUUCCAAGAUGAAGAAAACCCAAGAAAAGUCAUCCGUUCUCGAAGUGUUUCGAAAAAUAUGGUCACGACAUUUGUGUCAAAAGCGGGUCAUAUUGCAACAAUUCCUCUUAAUCAGCAAAGAACUGUUACUGUGGAUUGGUAUACCACCAUUUGUUUGCCAAAAGUCAUCACCGAGCUUCGAAAAAUCAACCCCGAAAGAAGAAUCAUCCUCCACCAAGACGAUGCAAGCUCGCACACAGCGAAAAAAACAAGGCAGUAUUUACCGGAAGAAAACGUGGAAUUACUGGACCAUCCUCCAUAUAGUCCCGAUCUAAGUCCUAACGAUUUAUUUACUUUCCCGAAAAUUAAAAACAGACUGCGUGGAGAAGCAGUUGACGCAUUCAAAAAUGCCGUUUUGCAUCUGCCAGCAAACGAGUGGAAUAAGUGCUUCGAAAAUUGGUUCGAGCGCAUGCAGAUGUGUAUUAAUCUUCGUGGAGAAUACUUCGAAAAACAAUAA
Messenger RNA from Acanthoscelides obtectus, 891 nucleotides. Lineage: Eukaryota; Metazoa; Arthropoda; Insecta; Coleoptera; Chrysomelidae. The record is from the annotation of a GenBank genome assembly.